Laccaria bicolor S238N-H82 is the source of this 494-nucleotide messenger RNA. RefSeq lists its product as uncharacterized. The record is from RefSeq and is a predicted model, not a curated record. NCBI's taxonomy places the organism in Eukaryota, Fungi, Basidiomycota, Agaricomycetes, Agaricales, Hydnangiaceae. Bases 3 to 494 code for a protein of 163 amino acids. Gene Ontology annotation, cellular component: cytoplasm. The transcript has 6 exons.
AAAUGAUUCAAGUUUUGAAGAUUGUGCAUGACGUCAGGGCUCGGGGUGAAAAGACAAUCAUCUUCUCAAGCUUCGUGUCCCUCUUAUCUCUGAUCGGCGAUGCGCUCGCUGAGCGACAUACCGGCUUUACUAGUUACACUGGCGCCUUGUCCUCGGCCCAACGACAAAUGGCUUUGAAGCGGAUCUCUCAAGAUACACAAUGCCAGGUCAUAUUGAUCUCCAUCAAAGCAGGAGGCACAGGGUUGAACAUCACGGCUUGUAACCAUGUUAUUAUUAUGGAUCCCUGGUGGAACCCUUACGUUGAGGAGCAAGCCAUCUCACGUGCCCAUCGCAUCGGACAGUCGAAGGAUGUUCAUGUGUACCGAAUAUUAGCAAGGAACACUAUUGAAGAACGGAUUGUUGAGAUUCAGAACAAAAAGCGGGAGACCAUUGAAGCGUUCCUUGACCGGGCUGCUCUGCAAACCCAUGAAGGGGACGCUCAUAUCAUCGCUUGA